AUGAGUGACAAGAAGAAUCUAGCCAUGUUGGCUCAACGGCCGUGUCUUGGGGUAUUUCCACCCGCUGAUUGGGUAGAUCGUAUUAAUCAUACGCUGCUUCGAGUAGCUCCUGAAGGAUUAAAAGAUGUUAAUACACUCAUGUGUGGCUCGUGCUCGAACGAAAAUGCUUAUAAGGCGGUGUUCAUGUGGUUUCAGGCCAAGUUAAGAGGAGGAAAACCACCAUCUGAGCACGACUUGGAGACAAGUAUGAUGCAUCAAUUGCCUGGGACACCAAACUUGAGCAUUUUAUCCUUCCAAGGGGGUUUUCAUGGCCGUCUCAUGGGUUGUUUGUCAACAACACAUUCCAAAGCAAUUCACAAGGUGGACGUACCGGCAUUUGACUGGCCAGUUGCACCAUUUCCCAAGUUAAGAUACCCGAGAGAUGCUCACCACGCUGCUAAUGACGCGGAAGAAACACGAUGCUUGAAUGAGGUUGAGAAACUGCUCAAACAUAGUGCUGGAGUGACCAAGCCUGAGGACUCUCGUAUUGCUGGAAUGAUUGUUGAACCGAUACAAGCUGAGGGGGGAGACAAUCACGCGAGCCCUUUAUUCUUCCGUAGACUACGCGACUUGGCUGCCAAAUAUAGUGUGGCAUUCAUCGUGGACGAGGUACAAACGGGAGGUGGUAGCACGGGCACAUUCUGGGCGCAUGAACACUGGGAGCUGGACAAUCCACCUGACCUCGUAACUUUCAGCAAGAAGAUACAGACGGGUGGGUAUUUUGCAAAGGAAGAAUUUCGCCUGAAGGAGGGCUACCGCAUAUUCAACACGUGGAUGGGAGACCCCACAAAGAUGAUCACUCUGAAGGCGGUGCUUGACGUAAUGGAGAAUGACAACCUCUUGGAGAAUGUCAACAUUACUGGCGCGUACCUGAAGACUGGGCUAAAUGAGAUUGCUUUAGAGUUCCCCGCACUUGCGUCAAAUGUACGUGGGCAGGGCACGUAUCUGGCGAUAGACUUCCCGUCCGAAGCUGUACGAAACAAAUUUGUGAGUCUAAUGAAGACAAAGGGUGUCGCAUCGGGAGGCUGUGGAAGCAAUUCAGUUCGGUUUCGGCCCUCUCUGGUCUUUCAACCAAAGCACGCAGCGGAAUACUUGGACAAGAUGCACGAGGUCUGCACCUCCAUUGUCAGUCAAGGCCUAGAAUUUUGA
Peronospora belbahrii is the source of this 1188-nucleotide messenger RNA. The record is from the annotation of a GenBank genome assembly. NCBI's taxonomy places the organism in Eukaryota, Oomycota, Peronosporomycetes, Peronosporales, Peronosporaceae.